Messenger RNA from Cordyceps fumosorosea ARSEF 2679, 501 nucleotides. RefSeq lists its product as hypothetical. The transcript is spliced from 2 exons. Bases 1 to 501 code for a protein of 166 amino acids. NCBI's taxonomy places the organism in Eukaryota, Fungi, Ascomycota, Sordariomycetes, Hypocreales, Cordycipitaceae. The record is from RefSeq and is a predicted model, not a curated record.
AUGCCUGGCUCCCCGACACAAAAGACACCUUCCAACGACGAGAAGUCGAGCUCUGCGGGGGGACAAGCCACCACCGCAGCCUCGGCAGCCACUACAGCGCAAGAGCCUACUGUCGCUGCAGGAAGGGCCCAAGACGCGCAGAGACAGGCCACAUGCGAGGCCCAAGUCGGUGGCAAAUCUACCGAGCAAAAUGGCCGACAGCAUGACGACGCCCUGGGUACCGACCAGCAGACGAAUGACGACGGGCUGUCGCAAAUAGUCGGCCUAAGCCAGACGGAGGGUGCAGAGGAAGAAGACUCGGCGCGACGAGAGGCAGUCCAGGCGGAACGGAACUCUGAAGUACCUUGGGGAAUCCGUCAAUUUUGGGAGGACGACGACAAUGUGCCAGUUUGGGCACGACCGCCACAUGCAUCCCAAAGGGCGGCGCAUAAAUUUUACAAGGACAGAGCGGCGAGAGUCAUCCGUAACGUCAACGUCUAUUUCCCCCUCCCGCACCAAUGA